Pocillopora damicornis (cauliflower coral) is the source of this 1714-nucleotide messenger RNA. Its product is annotated as furin-like. The record is from RefSeq and is a predicted model, not a curated record. Lineage: Eukaryota; Metazoa; Cnidaria; Anthozoa; Scleractinia; Pocilloporidae.
GCAAUUCGUCGACGACGUUAGCGUGUCAAUGGCUGGAUUUUCGAGUUCUACACUGUUUCUUAUAUUCCUCUCGUUAACCGAUACUUUUGCCAGUGAGAGUUAUACAAAUUUAUGGGCCGUGAAAUUUCGUGGUAAUCAGGAAGAAGUCGAGCGGUUUGCCUUGAAAAAUAAUCUGAUCUACGACAGACAUCUCAUUGAGGACUAUCAUACCUUAAAAAGACCUGAUCUGCUGAAAAGUUCUCAAAAGACACAGUUGUCAUUGGAGAUUGAUGGCAAGUUGCAUUCGGAGAAAAAGGUUGAGUGGUUUAUGCAUCAGAAGGUGAAAAAGUAUAAACUGUUUUCUAAUAAACACCUGGAAAUACCUUGGUACAUUAAUAGACUGGAGGGAUCCCAAGGCCCAACAUUGAAUGUUAUUUCUGCCUGGAAGGCAGGAUACACAGGAAAAGGAAUUACAGUGGCAGUAGUUGAUGAUGGAGUUGAUGGCAGUCAUCCUGAACUAAAGGAAAACUAUAGAGGGGACUUAAGUUUCGAUUAUGUGAAUGGCAAUACCAUGGAACAUGGAACACCUGUAUCUGGCCAUGGCAAUAAAUGUGCAGGCGUUAUAGCUGGACAACGUGGUAAUGAUUUAUGUGGAACAGGAGUAGCCUAUGAAGCCAACAUUGCAGGUGUUCGCCUCUUUGAUUCUGGCAUUUGGUCGACUGACGCAUGGCAAUUCUUGGCCUUGAAACAUAAACUAGGAAGCAUUGACAUAUAUUCCAACAGCUGGGGGCCUGGGGACAUAGGCUGGGAAGUAAAAGGUCCUGGACCGCUGGCCAGUAAAGCUUUAGAACGUGGAAUAACAACGGGUCGUGGUGGCCUGGGUGCCAUCUACACGUUUGCGGCUGGUAAUGGAGGCCUAGGGGGAGACAGUUGUGCAUACAAUGGCUAUGUAAAUAGUAUAUACACCAUUGCUAUUACCGGUGUGAAUCAUGAUGGAUCCCUGCCCACCUACGCUGAAGAGUGCCCCGGAAUAAUGGCCACCACUUACAGUUGGGAUUCAAACAAAAACAAAAACGUCAGGGGUUCAGAAAAACACGCUAUUAUAACUGCUGAUAACAAGAAAGGAUGUGUUCAUAAUUUCUCGGAAACGUCAGCGGCUACUGCAAUCGCAUCAGGAUUGAUUGCACUAACCCUGCAAGCAAAUACUAAUUUAACAUGGCGUGACGUUCAACAUAUCAUAGCAAACAGUGCAAGAGCAGCGCCGGGUGGGGUCUUCCUCGAACGUGGAGAGUGGCAGCAAAACAAAGCAGGAUUUUACUUUAGUAAGUAUUAUGGCUUUGGACUCAUGGACGCUGGCAGGAUGGUGAAUCUAGCAAAGAACUGGACUCAAGUCCCUCGGCAGCGGAAAUGCAAAAUUGAAGGGAGUGAAAGGCAAAUCCCAGGUACAGUUUCAGUGGAGGUGAAAAAUUGCGAGAUCAAGUUCCUGGAACACGUGCAGAUCAGAGUAGAUCUUAAUUUCUCUCGCCGUGGUGACUUGUUACUUCAUUUGAAGUCACCGAGUAACACAACCUGUCCAUUGACGCGAGACCGCUUUGCAGACAACUUUCAGAAGUUCACGAACUUGACAGACUGGUAUAUUACAACUCUGUUUCACUGGGGAGAGAAUCCUACAGGGAAAUGGGAGCUCAAGAUCAGUGAUGCUGACCCAGGAAACCCAAGUGCAGGUUCAAGUUAU